Messenger RNA from Ramularia collo-cygni, 720 nucleotides. RefSeq lists its product as uncharacterized. The record is from RefSeq and is a predicted model, not a curated record. Lineage: Eukaryota; Fungi; Ascomycota; Dothideomycetes; Mycosphaerellales; Mycosphaerellaceae. The coding region runs from base 1 to 720 and encodes 239 amino acids. The transcript has a single exon.
AUGGCUACAUUGCCACACGUCGCCGCUGCACUGAGACGCGCCGACGUCGUUUCGACACCUCACGGUCUCGACGCUCUCAUCCACGCCUUGAAGCAAGAAUUGAAAGACGUGCUCACCGAGAGAUUCAACAUGCGCGUCCAAACACUGCCACAGGAGCUCCAAGAUUCCAUUCUGGAGUGCGUCAUCACCGAGAAGCCUUCUGAGGAUGGCGUCAUCUACAUCGACGAGACUUAUAAGCCGCCGCUCGCGCUCCAGCUGAAUCGCAAAAUGCGUGCCGCGUUCGCACUGGAGUACUAUGGCGGUGACACCAUCUUUCAAUACAUGUCUCCAGAAGCCCCUCACUCGCCACCAUUGCCUACGGGAGUAGAAACCAGACUGCACUAUCCUCAUUUAUCAGAUUUUGCAGUCAAACCGCUCCGAAACUGGUUGUCCAAUCUGGAACACCAGUACCGCACCCUGAUCAGUACCAUUCGACUCGAUUGGAAAUACCCUUCGAAGCGAGAUGAAAUUCUACGAGGGUCCCUGGGUUCGCAUUGCUAUACUGCAUUGGUGGAGACGUGGAUCGCAGAUUCGCGGGAACGCCAAAAUGGUAUCACUCUCAUUAACAAGAGAGUUCUUGUCUUCCGCCUGCGAUCCGAUGGGGGAGAUAGGUGGUAUCGUGCAGACUCAGAUCUUGUUUACCAUCUCAACCACGACGAAAUUAUGGAAGGUCUCCUCUAG